This is a messenger RNA of Beta vulgaris subsp. vulgaris (sugar beet), 763 nucleotides long. RefSeq lists its product as hypothetical. The transcript has a single exon. NCBI's taxonomy places the organism in Eukaryota, Viridiplantae, Streptophyta, Magnoliopsida, Caryophyllales, Amaranthaceae. The coding region runs from base 188 to 580 and encodes 130 amino acids. The record is from RefSeq and is a predicted model, not a curated record.
UAGCAUUCAAGUCAAAAAAACGUCCUUAUAAUGGAAAACUCACCAAACCCUUCCAACAGGAGCAAACAGAUCAAUAAGCUAGAAAGCAAAUAGACCUCAACCUCCUUAACAAUAAAGCAUAGUCUCAUCAUCCAAACACAAAAAGAUUCUCAUAAAAUCAGCCAUAAAAACAUAGGUGUUUCAAAAGAUGGAGGGUUUUAUUCCUAUGGUCUUUAAGGCCAUCAAGAGAAACAAAGUUCGUAGGCAAUACAGGUGCCUUUCUGUGGGAGCUACUCAAACUUACAACUUAGCUGAUUUCUAUGAUAUUGCUGAACAACAUCACAACCAAGAUCAUGAUCAUGAUCAAAGCAGCGAGUUCUACGCCCCUCGAUCGGAGAGACGAGGCGAGUUCGAGGGUAGAAGAAGUGGGCAUCGCCGGUUCGGGUCUGCGGGGGAGUAUGGGAGCAACGUUGGGUAUAACUUCAAGUAUGAUCAUGAUGAGGGAAACGGUGUUGGUAGGAUUUCUACGUCUCCUUCUAAGCAAAUAAUCAAGAGAUAUAGAAGUCAUAGGAUGUUCUCUUGCAUUACAGGUACUAUCUAGUUAAGGUGAAACAUUUGCGAGUUUAGAUAGUAGAAAUAGUCAAUAGACUGCUCCUUUAUGUUUGUCUUGGAAAAAAAUCAUAUGUUAUUUGAAUUGUGUUAUGAUUAAUUGAAUAAGGUUGAUUUGUUCUACAAUUGUACAAAUUUUUCUUAAAUAUAUAUAUGGUAAAAGGCGUGUUGUACA